This is a messenger RNA of Papilio polytes (common Mormon), 1324 nucleotides long. It is a transcript of the gene Unc50, whose product is annotated as protein unc-50 homolog. Gene Ontology annotation, cellular component: Golgi membrane. The transcript is spliced from 6 exons. Lineage: Eukaryota; Metazoa; Arthropoda; Insecta; Lepidoptera; Papilionidae. The record is from RefSeq and is a predicted model, not a curated record. The coding region runs from base 203 to 994 and encodes 263 amino acids.
UCAAACUCAAAUAGACAUUUCAAAGUUGUUAAUUUAACGUCAAAAAUUUAUAUCUAAGAAAAUAAGUCACAAACUUCUUUGAAAUACUUGAUUCAUUUUAUUUAAACCAAAUAUUUAAAAACAUAUAAAUAUUAAUAAGCACUGACAUACCUACGCGCGACCACAUGAAGUUAGUGUCUUACAUUAAGUGCGUUUAAUAACCAUGCUGAAACACCCCACAUCUCCUACUCCGAACUACCCUAGAAGUACAUCUCCUUUACCAGCUCCAGCUAACUACCAACCAACAACAGCUAGUGCUGCAGUAAAACGAUACAAAUACUUACGAAGACUCUACAAAUUUGACCAAAUGGAUUUUGAAUUUGCUGCAUGGCAAAUGGUUUAUUUAUUUGUUUCACCACAAAAAGUAUUUAGAAGUUUUAAUUAUAGAAAACACACGAAAUCGCAGUUCGCACGGGAUGAUCCAGCAUUUCUAGUACUGCUCUGUGUCUGGUUGUUUUUAUCAUCAGUAUGCUUUGCGCUGGCAAUUGGCCUGAACUGGGGCCAACUGGUGCUGUUUGUGCUAUUUGUCGUGUUUGUUGACUUUGUUGGAGCUGGUAUAUUUGUGUCUACCAUAUUUUGGUAUUUAAUCAAUAAAUAUUUAAGACGCGAUCCGGCAGCGACUGAAGUGGAGUGGGGUUACACAUUUGAUGUACAUAUCAAUGCCUUCUUCCCACCGCUCUCUCUGUUGCAUUGCUUCCAGAUCAUUCUAUUCAAUGAUCUACUUCAGGGUCAUGGGUUCGUGCCAUGUCUAGUAGCAAACACAUUUUGGCUGGCCUCGGUCAUUUAUUAUCUGUAUAUCACAUUUUUAGGUUAUAGCAAUUUACCAAUGCUGCAAAAUGCAAGAGUAUUUUUAUUACCUCUGCCCAUACUAGUUGUUGCAUAUUUCUGUACAUUAAUAGCUAAAUGGAAUCUCAGUCAAAUGUUAAUAGAUUUCUAUCAUUACAGAUUAUUUUAAUACAUCUUUAUAUUAUGGCAAAAGUCAGUUUCUAUUAUGAUGAUAACUUAAUCUUUGAUAUUUGGUACAUAGGUUAAAAAAGUCACCGAAAAAUAUGGAUAAGACGUGAAUUGGGAAUUGUUACAUUUUAGAAUAAGACUGCGUAUAAUUAAUAAAAGUAUUAAUAAGUUAGUUGUAAAAGUAUUUUUAUAAUACAAUAUAUUAAUGUGAAUAUGUUUUACACAUAUUUUGUUACUUGUAUUUAGUUGCGAUCAGUACCAGUGCUUAAAUAAUUAUUUUUUAUUCUUUUCCGUCGUAAAUUCUCAACAAUUUUUGUUUUUUUAACAACCC